This is a messenger RNA of Mus musculus (house mouse), 4475 nucleotides long. It is a transcript of the gene Msh5, whose product is annotated as mutS homolog 5. The transcript has 25 exons. Lineage: Eukaryota; Metazoa; Chordata; Mammalia; Rodentia; Muridae. Gene Ontology annotation, molecular function: ATP binding; mismatched DNA binding; ATP-dependent DNA damage sensor activity. The record is from RefSeq and is a predicted model, not a curated record. Gene Ontology annotation, biological process: mismatch repair. The coding region runs from base 1868 to 4339 and encodes 823 amino acids.
ACAGAGAAACCCUGUCUCGAAAAAACAAAAAACAAAAACAAAACAAAAAACAAAAAAACCUAAAAUAUGUCUGCCAAUAUCUAACCUCCACACUCUAAAUUUCUCUACUAUCGACUAGCUUUCUUUUCUUCUCAGUCUAACACACACACACACACACAUAUACAGACAUAUUUGAAGAAAAUAUUCUGGACUUGGAAAGACAGAGAGGAAAGACUGGGCUGGAAACUGAAAGAGGCAGGGAGGGCUGAGGUGAAUUGAUGCAUGUUUGCUGGAACAGCAGUUAGUUAGUGGUUUCCUCUUGUGCUUCCUCUUCUGAGAGCUUUCUCCUCCCUGGGGCGCGGGGGGCGGGGGGGGGGGCUGGCUUAUCUCUCUCCUCCCCAGGAAGGCAGAAUAUACUUGGUGUUUGGGCUUUUGAACUACAGCGUUGCAGACAGUUGUAGACUGACUCAUGCGUGAGCCCCAGCUGAGUCCUAAGAAUGUUCCCUCUAUGCUGACCCUUGAGAUCUGCACCAGAGCCUCUUCCCACUGAUAAGAGAGAUGGCUUCCAUGAAGCCUUAUUUCCCAGACACCUCCUUUUUUCCCUCUGGUCAGCAAGUGGCCAGCGGGCAAUCUGCUCACAGUUAGAUCGCUGGGAGAAACUUUAGAUUCAAACAGGUUUGGCUGCCUCUCUUGGCUGUCUUUAUGGCCGCAGCUGCUCUGAUCAUCACUAUUGACUGUGGCUGCCUGAAUUGCUACGCACACACAAAUGCGUUAUCUUGCCUUUAUUUUCCAGGCUGCUCUGUCCUGGGAUCACCCAGCAGUGCUCCUGGAUUUGAAGCCAGGACUGCAUUAAAAAAAAAAAAAAUGUAGACUGCCAUCUUAUCUCUGAGCUCCCACUUCUUCUUUCUCCAGCUCUUCUUUUCUUCUGCUGCCUUCUCUUCCUGGGUCUGAUCCCUUCCUCUUCUUGGUAAACCAGUCCCUAAUCUCUUCAUACCCCAGAAUGGAAGGUGUGUCCCUCUCUGCCACUCCCCAGAGCUGUCACCAAUAACCUCUUCCAGGUUUCCAUAACUCCAUUGCUCAAUAAUUUGCCAAGAGUAACCAUUAACCCAGCCCUUAGACCUGCUCCCCUUUGGAGAUGAUUUUUCCAGUCGCUGAUCAGCAGAGCCAGGUCACCUCAUGCCAUUUCUGAACCUCAGGCAGGAUCUUAGUUUAGUGUAGCUAGGACAGUUUUUAAAAAAUUAUGUGGUGUGUGAGUGUGAGUGUGAGUGUGUGUGUACAAGCAGCACAGGUAUGGAGGACAGAGGACAAUCUGGGUACAAAAUUGAAGGUACUUUUACCUGCUAAGCCAGCACUGAAGUUUUUGUUUGUUUGUUUAUUGUUUUGUAAAGUAUGGUUUUUUUUCUUUCCCUCAGAAACUCCUUCCUUCUCCUUCUUUCCCAUCCAGAUGGAUCAUCAGUCAGAGAUACCCUGUGUCCUUAGGGGUGAGAGGACUGUAGUAUGGUUGUAUGUGUUCUAAUUAGGUCUACUUUCAGAAUUUAGUGUCUUUCAGAUACUUAUACUUCCUCUUCAGGGGUUCCAAAAUAAUCAAGCCCCGUGUUGCUCCUGUGGUUGGUGAUCAUCUCCUGCAAUCAGGAAACAGGCAAAGAAGGAGGAAGACUGCCUCUGGCCCUUUAAGGUCGGCCUCCGGGCUCUGGCCUUCUCCACCGUGGCCCAGACCCUUUUUCCAGGCGGGGACCUUAGUUUAGGGCGGGCUCCGCCCAACAUCAAUCAAAGCUCUGCGACACGGCUGCUUAGCAACGGCAGAGGGCGGGAAUUUUGAACACUCUAGCACCGCCCCCAAUGCAAACGGACCAAUCGACAUCUAGCGUCCUCACCGCCUUCCCGUUGGAUGGCUAAGCAGACCCUUUCAGCCACUAAGGGGGCGGGGCGAGCGCGCGCGGCCCACGCCUACAGGCUGCAGGCUUGCGGCGGUUGGUCAGGGAGGUGGAUCGUCGCGGCUGAGAUCCAUCUGUGCGUGCUGUGGAGCUCGGGAUACCUGGGCAUUGCUUACUAUGACACUAGUGACUCCACUAUCCACUUCAUGCCAGAUGCCCCAGACCACGAGAGCCUAAAGCUUCUCCAGAGAGUUCUGGAUGAAAUCAACCCCCAGUCUGUUGUCACAAGUGCCAAACAGGAUGAGGCUAUGACUCGAUUUCUAGGGAAGCUUGCCUCCGAGGAGCACAGAGAGCCAAAGGGACCUGAAAUCAUACUUCUGCCAAGCGUGGAUUUUGGUCCAGAGAUAAGCAAACAGCGUCUCCUUUCCGGAAACUACUCCUUCAUCUCAGACUCCAUGACUGCUACUGAGAAAAUCCUUUUCCUCUCCUCCAUUAUUCCCUUUGACUGUGUCCUCACGGUCCGGGCACUUGGAGGACUGCUCAAGUUCCUGAGUCGAAGAAGAAUUGGGGUUGAACUGGAAGACUAUGAUGUUGGCGUCCCUAUCCUGGGAUUCAAGAAGUUUGUAUUGACCCAUCUGGUGAGCAUAGAUCAAGACACUUACAGCGUUCUACAGAUUUUCAAGAGUGAGUCUCACCCCUCGGUGUACAAAGUAGCCAGUGGGCUGAAGGAGGGGCUCAGCCUUUUUGGAAUCCUCAACAGAUGCCGCUGUAAGUGGGGACAGAAGCUGCUCAGGCUGUGGUUUACACGUCCAACCCGGGAGCUAAGGGAACUCAAUUCCCGACUGGAUGUCAUUCAGUUCUUCCUGAUGCCUCAGAACCUGGACAUGGCCCAGAUGCUGCACCGACUCCUGAGCCACAUCAAGAAUGUGCCUCUGAUUCUGAAACGCAUGAAGUUGUCCCACACCAAGGUCAGUGACUGGCAGGUCCUCUACAAGACUGUGUACAGUGCUCUCGGCCUGAGGGAUGCCUGCCGUUCUCUGCCACAGUCCAUCCAGCUUUUUCAGGACAUUGCCCAGGAGUUCUCUGACGACCUGCAUCACAUUGCCAGCCUCAUCGGGAAGGUGGUGGACUUUGAGGAAAGUCUUGCUGAAAAUCGCUUCACAGUCCUCCCUAACAUAGACCCUGACAUAGAUGCCAAGAAGCGAAGGCUGAUAGGGCUUCCGAGCUUCCUCACUGAAGUUGCUCAGAAGGAGCUGGAGAACCUGGACUCUCGCAUCCCCUCAUGCAGUGUCAUCUACAUCCCUCUGAUUGGCUUCCUUCUUUCCAUUCCCCGCUUGCCUUUCAUGGUGGAAGCUAGUGACUUUGAGAUUGAGGGGCUGGACUUCAUGUUUCUCUCAGAGGACAAGCUGCACUAUCGUAGCGCCCGGACCAAGGAGCUGGACACGCUGCUGGGAGACCUGCACUGCGAGAUCCGGGACCAGGAGACCCUGUUGAUGUACCAGCUGCAGUGCCAGGUGCUGGCACGGGCUUCGGUCUUGACUCGGGUAUUGGACCUUGCCUCCCGCCUGGACGUCCUGUUGGCUCUUGCCAGUGCUGCCCGGGACUACGGCUAUUCGAGACCGCAUUACUCUCCCUGUAUCCAUGGAGUACGAAUCAGGAAUGGCAGGCAUCCUCUGAUGGAACUGUGUGCACGAACCUUCGUGCCCAACUCCACGGACUGUGGUGGGGACCAGGGCAGGGUCAAAGUCAUCACUGGGCCCAACUCCUCAGGGAAAAGCAUAUAUCUCAAGCAGGUAGGCUUGAUCACUUUCAUGGCCCUGGUGGGCAGUUUCGUGCCUGCAGAGGAGGCCGAGAUUGGGGUAAUCGACGCCAUCUUCACUCGAAUUCACAGCUGCGAAUCCAUCUCCCUCGGCCUCUCCACCUUCAUGAUUGAUCUCAACCAGGUGGCGAAAGCAGUGAACAAUGCCACAGAGCACUCGCUGGUCCUGAUCGAUGAAUUCGGGAAGGGGACCAACUCGGUGGAUGGCCUGGCACUUCUGGCUGCUGUGCUCCGUCACUGGCUAGCACUGGGACCCAGCUGCCCCCACGUCUUUGUAGCCACCAACUUCCUGAGCCUUGUUCAGCUGCAGCUGCUGCCGCAAGGACCCCUGGUGCAGUAUUUGACCAUGGAGACUUGUGAGGAUGGGGAAGACCUUGUCUUCUUCUACCAGCUUUGCCAAGGCGUCGCCAGUGCCAGCCACGCCUCCCACACAGCGGCCCAGGCUGGGCUUCCUGACCCACUCAUUGCUCGUGGCAAAGAGGUCUCAGACUUGAUCCGCAGUGGGAAACCCAUCAAGGCCACGAAUGAGCUUCUGAGGAGGAACCAAAUGGAAAACUGCCAGGCACUGGUGGAUACGUUUCUAAAACUGGACUUGGAGGAUCCCACCCUGGACCUGGACAUUUUCAUUAGUCAGGAAGUGCUGCCCGCUGCUCCCACCAUCCUCUGAGAGUCCUCCCUCGCCUCCCAGCUACCUGAGCCCCGGGGCCUACCAUGCCUUUUCGGGUUUUUUUUUUUCCCUUACUGCAGAGUUCUCAGUUUGCACAUUGUGUCUUGUGCUAGGAAUAAAGCUUAUUUUAGAUCAA